AUGCAGGAUAAACCGUACGACGUAACAUGCAUCAACCCCACCAUCACUUUGGGACCGGUUUUCACCAAGGUGCAUACCAAGGCCAGUGUUUCAAUUAUACGUCAAUUCAUGAAUGGGAAAACAGUCUUCAACGUUACCACAGGCUAUGUAGAUGUCGAGGAUGUCGCAGACGGACACGUGCAAGCGCUGAUGAGAGAGGAAGCAGGAGGACAGAGAUACAUUGUCAAUGGUGUGCCUGAUAGUCUGUACAUGCCUCGCCUGGGCGAGAUCGCCCAGAAUCUGUAUCCCAAGUACAAGAUUGACGCCUCCCCUUUCCCACCCAACUGGGUCCUUGCGGCUGCUAAGAUGGGCAAUAUGCUCCCUGCAUUCCGACGCCUUGCCAUCACGGACUACGAAUUCAACUCUUUGACAAAGACCUUCAUGUUCGACAACAGUAAAAGUAUCAGUGAACUGGGCCUAAAGUACCAUCGGCUGAACGAGACACUCCAGCGUAGUGUAGACUCCAUGAUUCAAGUGGGCAUCAACCCGCGACUAGCCGAUAACCCACACCCCAAGACAUCGAUCUAGGCGAUCAGACGUAUAUAUAUAUAUAUAUAUAUAUAUAGAACACACACACACACACACAACAACACACACACACACACACACACACAC
Sphaeroforma arctica JP610 is the source of this 654-nucleotide messenger RNA. RefSeq lists its product as hypothetical. Lineage: Eukaryota; Ichthyosporea; Ichthyophonida. The record is from RefSeq and is a predicted model, not a curated record. The transcript has 3 exons. The coding region runs from base 1 to 567 and encodes 188 amino acids.